AUGGAGGUAGUGAGCAUCCGCCGUAGCAGGGCCGACGACACGGGCUGGAGGGUGAGGCUCGCCUGCGCUGGCAACGAGCUGGAGGAGGAGGUCUACGACACCGAGAAUGCGAACCAGAAGAAGUUCGAGGCGGACCUCAAGAAGGAGAUCAAGAAGUUGCAGCACUACUGGGACCAGAUCAAGACCUGGAUCCAGUCCAGCGAGAUGAAGGACAAGAAGGCGACCUCCAUGGACGACAUCGACGAUGAAGAGGAGGACAAGGAGGACGACAUCGACGAUGAAGAGGAGGACAAGGAGGACGACCAGGACAUGCGCGACCCCACCCCCGAGCCCAACGAGCUCGACAAGGACAUAGUCGAGUCCGACCUCGAGCUCGACGAGGAGGGCAUCGUCCAGUCUGACCAUGAUGGCGUGCCACAGAAGGUCCUGUGCUCUGCUCUGCCUGCCUCAUUUACUGCCUCGCCACCGAAAUAGAUGUUCUUUUUUCUUUUGUAAUUUGGCUGGACUUGUGCGUCUCCAUUCUGAUGCGUUUGUGCAUGCGUAUGUUGAACAGUGACCUCGGAUCUGGUGAAGGGUGCCAAGGAGAAGCAGCUCAAGGUCAAUGGCCCCGUUAGGAUGCUGCUCAACAUCACCACCAGGAAGUUCCCCUGUGGAGUAGGUCGUCCAGUAAAGCUGUCGAAGGAGCUCCAUGCUGAAGAACAUAACACUUGUAGAGCUUGUAAAAUACUGUAUCUCAUUAUUGAACUUGUGGAGCUUGUAGCUGUGACUGGCAUACUGUUAUUACACUUGCAGAGCUUGCAAAGUGUAUGUUAGAGCUUAUUUUGUACAGCAGGAGCUUUGUAUUGAAUCUGGCUGAUAAUAUUUGAAGUGUUACUUGUAGAA
Molecule: messenger RNA, 882 nt
Organism: Triticum urartu
Lineage: Eukaryota; Viridiplantae; Streptophyta; Magnoliopsida; Poales; Poaceae
Source: RefSeq, a predicted model, not a curated record